Molecule: messenger RNA, 1299 nt
Organism: Toxorhynchites rutilus septentrionalis
Lineage: Eukaryota; Metazoa; Arthropoda; Insecta; Diptera; Culicidae
Exons: 1
Coding region: 1-1299 (432 amino acids)
Source: RefSeq, a predicted model, not a curated record
AUGUGGUGGGACACUUCUACAGAUAACAUUACGUUUAAAAUUUCCGAUCGUAUAGAUGCGCUGCUCUUGUCCGGUACCCGUCGACCUACCAAACGAGAGGUCUUGCGGACUCUCAUGAUGGUUUUUGACCCGCUAGGGUUUAUCGGACAUUUUCUGAUGAUCCUCAAGACGCUUCUCCAAGAGAUAUGGCGAUCGUCAAUCGGCUGGGAUGAUUCGAUCAACGACUCGCAUUUCGAAAAGUGGUCUUCGUGGUGUGUGUCUCUCCCCGGAAUAACGACGCUUCAGAUCCCUCGCUGCUAUCGAACAAAAUCCUCUACAGCCAAGCACAAUGACAUCCAGCUACAUACCUUUGUUGAUGCGAGUGAAACCGGCUUCGCUGCAGUUGUAUACCUGAGAUUUCAGGAAGAUACCACCAUCGAAUGUGCAUUAGUUGGAUCGAAAACGAGAGUGUCACCUAUCAAAUUUUUGUCCAUUCCCCGUUCAGAGCUUCAAGCCGCCAUAAUUGGAGUCAGACUAGCAGAAACGGUGAAGCAAUCGUUAUCGAUCAAGAUAAGGCAACGAUACUUUUGGACGGAUUCGAAGGACGUACUCUGCUGGCUGAAUUCCGACCUUCGUCGUUAUAGCCAGUUUGUGGCCUUCAGAGUCAGCGAGCUUCUCGAAUCCUCAGAUGUGCGCGAAUGGAAUUGGAUACCUAGCAAGCAAAACGUGGCAGACGAAGGAACGAAAUGGAAGACCAACCCCGACUUGUCCGCUUCUAGCCGUUGGUUCCGUGGGCCAGAAUUCCUGUGGAAAUCUACGGAACAUUGGCCUAUGUCUAAUAGUCGCAUCGGAGUAACCACUGAAGAACUACGUCCUCAUCUGUUGUUUCAUACUAAAAUUGUAGAACCUGUAAUCGAUCUCCAUCGCUUUUCCGAUUGGCGGAAACUAAUUCGCUGCACGGCUCAUGUUUUUCGCUACAUAAAUAAUCUGAAAUCCUGCGUAUAUAAAAAGAAUGUAACCAACGGACCACUGCAACGUCGAGAGCUAAGCGAUUCCGAAUGCUGCCUAUUUCGUAUGGCACAAAACUACACCUACGCUGACGAAAUCACCAUUCUCUCUAGAAACCGGCUUGCAGAGAAUCCAGACAAAACCAUUCCGAGAAACAGUCCAUUAUUUCACCAAUGUGUCUUCCUCGACGAGAACGAUGUUCUAAGGGUUCGAGGUCGAACACGAGCUUGUCAGUUUAUCGCCCGAGAUGCCGCUCAACCAACCAAUCAUUCUACCACGCGAGCACCCAAUCACACGGCUUAUUCUUCUUGA